Molecule: messenger RNA, 1110 nt
Organism: Chironomus riparius
Lineage: Eukaryota; Metazoa; Arthropoda; Insecta; Diptera; Chironomidae
Source: the annotation of a GenBank genome assembly
AUGAUUCGAAAUAUGUACGAUAAUGAAGAAUAUAAGAAAGUAAUCAUUAAAUCAGGCAAAAUGUACAAUAAAAUUGGGAAUAUAUCCGAAAGAUUUCAUGACAAUCAAAAGCUUUACGUGCUGAUUAAUUCGCUAGAACAAGGACCUUUUGUCACAAUUGCCAAUAAGGUUGAUUUAAAUACUUCUUUUCAUAUAAAAGAUUUCCUUAAUAUGUAUGGAAUCAAAAAUGAAGGAAAUGUAGUACUUAGUAAAGUCAUCAGUGGAGGAAGAUAUGAUUACGUCGUAGAUUUUGCGCCUGAUGUGAUUGCUGUUAAGGAAGAAAUAAAGGUAAAGGAUAUUCAAGGAAGUAUGAUCGACAUGACAAGUGAGGGAUUUGUCAAAAGACAAAAAGCUGAUGUUACCGAUCGCUACAAUAUCAACGAUACAGUUGUUGCUAGAUACAAAAAUUUCAAAUUGACACACUUUGAUUACACACAGCUCGGACCAAACAAGUGGAUGACAGCAAUUUCAGUUGACGUAGCUCUCAGUUAUUUCUUAAAAUCAUAUUUUUUGGACGAGAAGUAUCGUGAAUCGAUUCACUUAUUUACCACUGAAAUGUACAACAAUCAUAAUCGACUUUACGAAUUGUAUGGAUUGAAUGCAGUACCUCAUGAUGAUUUUCUCACUGUACUUAACAAUCAUACAAAAGGAAUUUCAAUUUUGGAUAAAAAAAAUAUAUUUAUCCCCAUCAACCAGAGAAGCCAUUAUCAACUUAUUCAUGCCACUUUUCCAGAAGCUAACAUUGUUCACCUUGCUUAUAUCGAUCCAUUAUUUCAUGAACCACCUAAAAAUGCUUUGGAAGUUAUGAAGUUAUUUUUUAAUCGACAAAAUGAAUUGAGAGAAAAGCCGUUGCAAAACCUAAAAUUUAUUUUAGAGGUCAUAGAAGUACCUCCACAGACAGACGGUGAUUGCGGACCUUUCAUGUUAGGCUUCUUUAAGCAACUGCUGAUUCAUAAACAAAUUAAAAGCUUCACAGGAAAAGAUGCUUUAGAAUUACGUAAAACCGUUGCUGGAAUUGUAGUAAAUCAUGCCGUUAAGAAUGCUCAAUUCCCAGAUAUUUUCUAUACUUAA